This is a messenger RNA of Misgurnus anguillicaudatus (oriental weatherfish), 9367 nucleotides long. It is a transcript of the gene tenm2b, whose product is annotated as teneurin transmembrane protein 2b. Gene Ontology annotation, cellular component: membrane; neuron projection. Gene Ontology annotation, biological process: signal transduction; neuron development; heterophilic cell-cell adhesion. NCBI's taxonomy places the organism in Eukaryota, Metazoa, Chordata, Actinopteri, Cypriniformes, Cobitidae. The record is from RefSeq and is a predicted model, not a curated record. Gene Ontology annotation, molecular function: protein homodimerization activity; cell adhesion molecule binding; protein heterodimerization activity.
GAUUUAGGAACACAAUCUCCUCAACCCCCCCGCGGAUGUUUGAAGGUCCACGGAUGACAACACUACACAUGUGCUUCUCUACUAUCACAAAAAACACUUGAUCCACUGAGAGACGUCGCGGACAUUAACAGUGGAAAGGUUCGUUUGGGUUAGUUGUGCACGUGCGUGUUUGAUCCACAGCGUCGUAACACAGAGUGAUUUGAAACGGAGAAACCGCGCGGGAACAAACACUCCGAAAUGCGCGAGGACUAAAACUUCACAGCAAAGAAAGAGACAGAGAAGAUGUGUCUAUAAUAAAAGCCCUCAUCCAUCUUAACAGGUAAUUGAUUAUAAUCGUCCGUUAGCUCCUGUGAGCUGAUUGGCUCCCGCAGUGAUGGAUCUGAAGGACAGACGGCAGCGCUCUUUGACACAGGGACAGCGCAGAAAGGAUCUGCAGUAUGCUACAUCCUCUUUGGACGGUGAAAACUGUCAUGUAGUGUCACAGAGAUCCUACAGCUCCAGCAAGACGCUAAAGGCCUAUCAGCAGGAUGGACGUCUGCACUAUGGAGGAUGUGUCGCAGAGAUGGUACAUCAGGAAACAGAGCAAUACGUCAGACAAGGGAGCUUCACAUUGGCUGAUCUGGGCAUGUGUGAACCCACCUCGACAUCCACCGCGUAUCGCUCCGAUAUAAGCCUGCUCCAGGAUCCAUACGCUCUAAACGCCGGGUCGGAUGAGGACUCUGACCCCGAGGGUGUCAUGACCCCGGAGCGUGCCGUCCAGCUGUGGAGCGGACAGCCUUUGAAGUCCCGCCGCAGCUCCUGUCUCUCCAGUCCCGACCAUUCGGUUCUCACCCUCACCGAUUCUGAGAACGAGCACAAGACUGAUGACGAAUCAGGUGCAUCCAGUCAUCACAGUCAGUCCUCGCUUCGACCUCCCUUGCCUCCCCCACACAACCACCACCAGUCAUCGGCUAAUUCUCUCAACCGAAGCACCCAGGCCAGCCGCAGGAACCCCCAGUGCCACGCACCCGCCGCGGCCCCGGUGGAUGGACCCUCCACACCCGAAUCGGUCCAACUUCAGGACAGUUGGGCUCUCAACAGCAGUGUUCCACUUGAAACACGGCAUUUUCUUUUUAAGACCCCAUCUGGGAGCACUCCUCUGUUCAGCAGCUCUUCACCUGGUUAUCCCCUGACUGGUGGUACCGUCUACUCCCCCCCACCCCGGCUCCUGCCCAGAAACACCUUCUCAAGAAGCUCCUUCAAGCUAAAGAAGCCCUCCAAGUACUGCAGCUGGAAAUGUGCUGCCGUGUCUGCUAUCGCUGCCGCUGUGCUGCUGGCCGUCUUGCUGUCUUAUGUCAUAGCUCUUAAUCUGCUCGGCUUGAAUUGGCGGCUGAAACCCGCUGAAGGGCAUCUAGUGAGCACUGGCCUCAGCAUGAGUAUUCCUGGCAUAGGUGACGUGGCAACGGCGCCCUCCGGAGGCAGAGGCUCCGUCUCAGGGCCGUGGGUGUUGAAGAACAGCAGUAUAAACAGCGGGGAGCUGGUGCUGGGUCAGCGUAUCAGUCAGGAUGUUCCUCCGGGCGUCUUCUGGAGGUCUUUACUUCAUCUGCGCCAGCCACACUUUCUCAAGUUCAACAUCUCCCUGGGCAAGGACGCGCUGUUUGGGGUCUACAUGCGGAAAGGCUUGCCUCCUUCACAUGCUCAGUAUGACUACAUGGAGAGGCUGGAUGGAAAGGAGAAGUGGAGCGUGAUCGAGUCUCCUCGAGAGCGCCGUAGUAUUCAGACAGUCGUGCAGAAUGAGGCCAUCUUUGUGCAGUAUUUGGACCCCGGCACCUGGCAUCUGGCUUUCUACAACGAUGGCAAAGAGAAGGAGCCCGUCUCAUUCAGCACUGUGGCACUAAACUCGGUUGAAGAGUGUCCUCAGAAUUGCCAUGGCAACGGAGAGUGCAUGUCAGGAGCGUGUCAUUGCUUCCCAGGGUUCCACGGCACGGACUGCUCCAAAGUGGCUUGUCCCGUGCUGUGCAGCGGGAACGGGCAGUACAGCAAGGGGGUGUGCAUGUGCUACAGCGGUUGGAAAGGGCUGGAGUGUGACGUGGCGCAGGGGCAAUGCAUCGACCCCAGCUGCGGCGGUCACGGGACCUGCACCCAGGGCAGCUGUGCUUGUGAAGCAGGUUACCGCGGUGAAUCCUGCGAGGAAGUGGAUUGCAUAGACCCUAGAUGCUCUGGACACGGCAGCUGUGUGUCGGGUCAGUGUCACUGUAAGCCGGGCUGGUCGGGGCCUCUGUGUGAUGUGUCCAGAGCCCAGUGCCCAGAUCAGUGCAAUGGCCACGGAGCCUACAGCCCUGACACAGGCCUCUGCAACUGUGAACCCAACUGGAUGGGUCCUGACUGCUCCACGGAGGUAUGUUCAUCAGAUUGUGGAAGUCACGGUUUGUGUGUUGGAGGUGUUUGCCACUGUGAGGAGGGCUGGACAGGCCCAAGCUGUGACCAAAGACUGUGUAGCCCACAGUGUGUAAAACACGGGACCUGCAGAGACGGCAAGUGCCAGUGUGAGCAGGGUUGGAACGGAGAACACUGCACCAUCGAUGGCUGUCCAGGGCUGUGCAAUGGGAAUGGGCAAUGCAUCAUGGGUCAGAACAGCUGGCACUGUGAGUGUCACACUGGUUGGAGAGGUCCGGGUUGCAAUGUUGCCAUGGAGACCUCCUGCAAUGACAAUAAAGACAAUGAAGGAGAUGGUCUGGUUGACUGCAUGGAUCCGGACUGCUGCACGCAGAGCUCCUGUCUGACCAAUCCUCUGUGCCGUGGAUCACGUGACCCAAUCCAGGUCAUUCAACAGAGCCAAUCUGAGGUCCAAAAAGUCCCUUCCUUCUAUGACAGAAUUAAGAUGCUUGUGGGUAAAGACAGCACUCACAUCAUUCCAGGAAUCAACCCUUUCAAUGCCAGCCUGGCAUCACUGAUUCGAGGUCAGGUUUUGACAUCCGAUGGGACUCCUUUGGUAGGCGUCAACAUUACGUUUGUGAAGUUCCCUCAUUAUGGUUACACCAUGACCCGGCAAGAUGGCACAUUUGAUCUGGUAGCCAAUGGUGGAGGCUCUCUGACUCUGAGGUUCGAGCGUGCUCCGUUUCGGAGUCAGGACCGCACUGUGUGGCUUCCUUGGAAUCGCUUUUAUGCCAUGGACACUGUGGUGCUCCAAACGGAAGAGAAGAUAAUGGGCAGCUGUGAUCUGAGUGGUUUCGUCAGGCCGGAUCCAGUCGUACUACCCUCCCCACUGUCGUCCUUUUUCAGCUCCAACCCUUCAGAAAGACAUAUUCUGCCAGAGAGUCAGGCCCUUCACGAGCAGAUUGAGAUUCCCGGCACCAGUCUCAAACUGUGCUAUCUGAGCUCCAGGACCUCAGGCUACCUCUCGAUCCUCAGAGUCAUCAUGACCCCAGCAGUAGUACCUCUCAACCUGGCCAAAGUGCAUCUGAUGGUGGCCGUGGAGGGACAUCUUCUCCAGAAGUGGUUCCACGCGUCCCCUAACCUCGCAUACACCUACAUCUGGGAUAAGACUGAUGCCUACAGACAGAGGGUCUAUGGCCUAACCGAGGCUUUAGUUUCUGUGGGAUACGAGUACGAAACCUGUCCUAGUCAGGUCCUGUGGGAAAAGAGAACGGCUGUGUUGCAGGGGUACGAGCUUAACCCAUCAAACUUGGGCGGUUGGUCUCUAGACAAACACCACAUGCUGAAUGUUCGCAGCGGCAUCCUACACAAGGGCAGUGGGGAAAACGUCUUCCUGUCCCAGCAGCAGCCCCCCAUCAUCAAUAGCAUUAUGGGUAACGGACGAAGACGCAGCAUCUCUUGCCCAAGCUGCAGCGGGAUGGCAGAAGGCAACAAACUGUUGGCACCAGUGGCACUAGCUUGUGACGGAGAGGGCAACCUGUACGUGGGUGACCUUAACUUUGUGAGGAGGGUCUAUCCGUCCCUCAAUACGACAGCUGUACUGGAGCUCAGGAAUAAAGAUCUGAGACACAGCAACAGUCCAAGCCAUAAGUACUACCUGGCGGUGGAUCCAGUGUCAGGUACUUUGUUCCUGUCAGACACGAACUCUCGGCAGAUCUACCGGGUGCAUGCUCUGAACGGGGCACGGCCACUGCUGGAUAACGCUGAGGUGGUUGUGGGCACGGGCGAGCAGUGUGUCCCAUUUGAUGAGGCUCGCUGUGGUGAUGGGGGCAAGGCUUUGGAGGCCACACUAAUGAGCCCAAGAGGUAUCGCAGUAGAUAAGAACGGCUUAAUGUAUUUCGUGGAUGCCACCAUGAUUCGAAAAGUGGAUCAGAAUGGCAUUAUUUCCACUUUGAUAAAGACCAAUGACCUGACUGCAGUCAGACCCCUCAGCUGUGACUCCAGCAUGGACGUCAGCCAGGUUCGUCUGGAGUGGCCUACAGACCUGGCCAUCAAUCCUCUGGACAACUCUCUUUACGUACUGGAGAACAACGUCAUCCUGCGUAUCUCUGAGAACCACCAAGUCAGCAUAAUCGCAGGGCGGCCCAUGCACUGCCAGGUCCCUGGCAUUGAUUACUCGCUUAGCAAGCUCGCCAUCCAUUCUGCUUUAGAGAGCGCAACAGCCAUAGCCAUCUCCCACACAGGUGUGCUCUACAUCGCCGAAACUGACGAGAAACGCAUCAACCGCAUUCGCCAAGUUAGCACCAACGGCGAAAUCUCCCUGCUAGCCGGCGCAGCCUCUGAAUGCGACUGCAAGAACGACGUCAACUGCAACUGUUUCUCAGGAGACGAGGGCUAUGCCGCGGACGCUGGCCUUAACUGUCCCGCUUCGUUGGCGGUGUCGCCGGACGGCACCCUGUACAUCGCCGACCUGAACAACAUCCGCGUACGUUCGGUUCGUGACAACCGCCCUAACGCCACGGCGAGCGGACAGAACGAAGUGGGCUCGUCUUUGGAGCAGGAGCUGUACGUGUUCAGUCCAGAAGGUCUUCACAAGCAGACGAUCAGUCUCAUUACAGGCUUGCCCCUGUAUAAUUUCACUUACGGGCUGGAUGGAGAGUUGGCCUCGGUUACGGAUGCCUCGAAUAAUACACUUCGGGUGAGAAGGGAAGCCUCUGGGUCUAUCAGGCUCGUGCUGUUGCCAGAGAACCAGGUGGUUACACUUGGAAUGGAUCCAGCUGGAAGUCUGCGCUCGGUGUCCGCCCUCAGCCAGGAAGUGGCACAGCUCGGUUAUGCCGCUAACACAGAACUUUUGGUUUCUAAGUCGGAUGAAACUGGAUGGACAAACUUUUACGACUAUGACGGCGAAGGUCGUCUAACCAACGUGACGUACCCCACUGGUGUAGUAACCAGUUUGCAUCGUGAGAUGGAGGAGUCCAUUAACAUUGACAUGGAGAGCUCAAACCGAGAUGAUGAGGUCACUGUCAUCACAAAUCUUUCUUCUGUAGAGGCCUCAUACACCGUGGUUCAAGACCAAGUGCGAAAUAGCUAUCAGCUGUACCACAAUGGCACACUGCGAGUAUCCUAUGCCAAUGGAAUGGGCAUGAGCUUCCACACAGAGCCACAUAUCCUCGCGGGGUCAGUGAGCCCUACCAUCGGGAGACGUAACAUCACGCUACCCACCGACAGCGGCCUCAACUCAAUCGAGUGGCGUAUGAGAAAAGAGCUGACGAAGGGCAAGGUCACAGUGUUUGGCAGGAAGUUGCGCGCCCACGGCAGGAAUCUGCUAUCUAUCGACUAUGACCGGAACACCAGAACAGAGAAGAUCUAUGAUGACCACCGAAAGUUCACUUUACGCAUCAUCUAUGACGCCCAGGGCCGGCCAGCCACUUGGCUUCCCAGCAGUAGCUUGGCCCUGGUCAAUGUGUCUUAUUCGUCCACAGGCCGGCUGGUGGGGCUGCAGAGGGGCAGCAUGAGUGAGAAAAGCGAGUUUGACACCUUUGGACGGAUCUUGUCUCGUACAUUCGUCGAUGGAAAAGUUUGGAGCUUCAGCUACCUAGAUAAGUCUAUGGUGUUGCUCCUGCAACAGAGUCAGAAACAGUACGUUUUCGAUUAUGACACAGCAGGCCGGCUCACAGCGGUCACUAUGCCGAGCAUGGCCAGACACACUAUGUCCACCCACGUGUCUGUCGGUUACAUUCGCAACACCUACAACCCUCCUGAAAGCAACGCCACAGUGAUCCACGACUUCAGCGAAGAUGGGCGUCCACGCGCUACGUUCUACCUCGGAACCGGCCGUCGUGUGCUCUACAAGUACGGGAAGCUGGGAAAGCUCUCGGAGGUCCUGUACGAUGCCACCGCGGUCACCUUCGGCUACGAUGAGACUACCGGUGUGCUCAAGAUGGUCAACCUGCAGAGCGGAGGCUUCUCCUGCACCAUUCGCUAUCGCAAGCUGGGUCCCCUAGUGGACAAACAGAUGUAUCGCUUCUCAGAAGAGGGUAUGGUCAACGCUCGAUUCGACUAUACCUAUCAUGACAACAGCUUUAGGGUGGCCAGCAUAAAGCCUGUGAUUGGAGAGACCCCACUUCCUGUGGACCUCUACCGUUACGAUGAGAUAUCCGGUAAGGUCGAACACUUUGGCAAGUUUGGCAUCAUAUACUACGACAUCAACCAAAUCAUCACUACAGCCGUGAUGACGCUCAGUAAGCAUUUCGAUGCGCACGGUCGCAUCAAAGAGGUGCAGUAUGAGAUCUUCCGCUCUUUGAUGUAUUGGAUGACAGUGCAGUACGACAGCAUGGGUCGCGUUAUCAAGCGCGAACUGAAGAUCGGCCCCUACGCUAAUACCACGCAGUAUCGUUACGAAUACGAUGGUGACGGCCAGCUAGUUGGCGUCAAAGUUGACGACUGGUCUACUUGGCGCUAUAGCUAUGACCUGAAUGGCAAUCUACACCUGCUAAACCCGGGUAACAGUGCCCGACUGCUUCCGCUACGCUACGAUCUUCGAGACCGACUCACGCGACUCGGCGACAUGCAGUAUCAGCUCGACGAAGACGGCAUGCUUGCGCAAAGGGGCUCGGAUAUAUUCGAGUACAACUCAAAGGGGCUUUUGGAAAGAGCCUACAGUCGCACGUCAGGGGGCUGGAGCGUCCGUUACCGCUACGACGGCCUGGGCCGCCGCGUGUCCCGAAGAUCCGGCGAUGGAGAGCAUCAGCAGUACUUCUACGCUGAUCUGAACUACCCCACUCGGGUCACCCACGUCUACAACCACUCCAAGGCCGAAAUAACCUCUUUCUAUUACGACCUACAGGGCCAUCUGUUUGCUAUGGAAGUCACAGGUGGAGAGGAAUACUACAUCGCCUCGGACAACGUAGGCACUCCGCUGGCCAUCUUCAGCAGUAACGGACAGAUGGUCAAGCAGCUGCAGUACACGGCGUACGGCGAGAUCUACCAUGACUCCAACCCGGAUUUCCAGCUCAUAUUGGGCUUUCACGGAGGUCUUUAUGAUCCUCUCACCAAACUGGUCCACUUUGCCCAGAGAGACUACGACGUGCUGGCAGGAAGAUGGACUGCACCCGAUCAUACGUUGUGGACGAAGAUAGGCAAAGAGCCGGCACCAUUCAACUUAUACAUGUUCAAGAACAAUAAUCCACUCAGUGAUAUGAUUGAUGUCAAGAAUUAUGUGACAGAUGUGAAGAGUUGGCUGGUCAUGUUUGGCUUUCAGCUCAACAACAUCAUACCUGGGUUUCCUAGGCACUCGCUUUAUUUCGUUGACCCUCCUUAUGAGAUACUCGCCAGCCAGGACUCAGAUAAUGCUCAGCUUUUCACAGGAGUCCAGCAUUCAGUGGAAAGACACAACCAGGCAUUCAUGGUCCUCGAGGGCAGGCUGCUCAAUAAACAGCGACGCACCAAGCGCGACAAGCCCGGAUUCUGGUUUGGUACCAGCACACCCAUCGUGGGAAAGGGCAUGAUGUUUGCCAUCAGGGACGGGCACGUGUUAACAGACUUAUCUAGCGUAGCUAGCGAAGACAGCCGCAAAAUUUCGCAGAUUCUCAGCAACGCCAUAUACCUGGAGGGAUCGCACUACACCAUCGAUGGACGUGACUGCCAUUUUUUUGUGAAGCUCGGAUUAGCCGAUGGCGAUCUGUUGGCCCUCGGUCUCAGCGCCGGCCACAAGACGCUAGAGAACGGAAUCAACGUGACCGUCAGCGGGCGCUCACGACGCGGUCUCACGCUAGAAAUUCACUCCUUCAAACUAACAUACAGCGUUCGAUACGGCCUGUCGGCGGAGGUUCUGGAAAAGGAGAGAAGCCGUGUGCUGGAGCAGGCCCACCAGAGGGCGCUGUCCGGAGCCUGGGCCAGGGAGCAGCAGCAAGCACGUGAAGGCAGAGAAGGAGGUCGCGUAUGGGCUGAAAAUGAGAAGCAACAGUUGUUAGCCGUGGGGAAGGUGCCAGGCUACGAAGGCUAUUACGUUCUGCCGGUGGAGCAAUAUCCUGAACUGGCUGACAGCAGCACUAACAUCCAGUUUCUCAAACAGAAUGAGAUGGGCAAGAGGUAACAGAGUCGAACCGUUGCCGAUGCCACACCAUCUCCUACGGAGAGAACCAAUGUAUAGAGCGCUGGUGAGACGUUUCCAUCCAAAUGGAGAAAUUACAGCCAGCAGCAAAACAUUAUACCCAAAUAAAAAAGCACUUGUAAGUCCUUGUGACACAAGGCAAACGUUUUUGUAGUGACGUUUUGACUUUAUAGAAAUGGGUACAUCUUUUUUAGUCAUUUCAAACUGAAUCUAACGAUAAUGUGACUGCUUUUCACUGGGGGUUUUUCUGCGUAUGAAAAUUGACAUCACAAAUAGCAGACCGCUCAGGCUACUGAAGAAAAAACCAACAGUAAAAUAUCCAGCCAUCACCGACUCGUCUGUUUGUGAAACUUCACUUCAAGGACAUAUUCAGAAGGAACGUUCACGUGAAUUUAUUCAGAUGAACCUUUGGGUGGAUGUCAGCGUCGAGAUGCAGAUGAAAGAAAUUCACUCUUCAUUUCACAAUAUAUGACAAUCACGGGAGCAGAAACUGAUGAAUAAACUGUACAUGAGCUGACUGUUUUGUAUAAUAUGUAAGAGAGAGAGAUUAUCAAUCGUCUCAUUUUAAUUUAUUUGAUUUCAACUUGACGUGAUAACUGAUAAAAUGGGGAAUAAUAUAUAACAUUUUUGACAUAUUGUUUAAAACUGUGAAACAUACCACACAUGUAAAAUAUUCCUGUUGUUUCCACAGUUUACUGUAUUUAAAUCAAACCUGUACAUUUCAAGGAAGUGGCUUUGUUGUUACAUCAAGUAAAAAUCCAUUGCAUCACACAGACUAAAGCUAAAACUAAAGCCGCAGACUUUUUUAUUUGGUUGUAGAAUGUCAUCAGUAAGGAUUUCACACUUGAGAAGAAAGCUCUUUUGUGUAAUUGUAUAAAAAUAAAACGUUUGCAUUCGUAA